This is a messenger RNA of Alternaria alternata, 1129 nucleotides long. RefSeq lists its product as hypothetical. The coding region runs from base 227 to 721 and encodes 164 amino acids. Lineage: Eukaryota; Fungi; Ascomycota; Dothideomycetes; Pleosporales; Pleosporaceae. The record is from RefSeq and is a predicted model, not a curated record. The transcript is spliced from 2 exons.
GGGAAUGGACCUUCACACGCCAAUUCAGCUCAGAGGCUUGAUAAGGUGAAUCAACUCUGAGAUGGAGAACGUAGAUUGAAAGUAUACCCCAAGAAUCUCCACAGCCAAGACGUUGGAAGGAGCCGCACGGAAAGUUACCGCUAAGCGAUCGACACGACAUCCAGCCAGGCGCCCAAUCUAGACCUUACGUGCAUGUCGUAUCGGCAUUCCUUGCAUUACAAUCACUAUGAGCAACUUCAAAGCAAAGGACCUGCAUUUCGACAAUUCACAGCCAGCGUUCUUGCAACGCCUGCGUGGCCAGCUCACCAGUGGGGAUACAGCUCGUCAUGAACAUCCCAUCGCCAGGAACAAGAGGAUGAAGAAAGACGAUGACGAGGAUGACGCACCUACUUAUGUCAUGGAAGAGACAAACCAGUCACUAAGCAAAGAGGAGUAUGAUGCGCUUGUCUCUGGCAAAGAUGGUAAAGAGGGGGAAGAGACUGUCACCGAUGAGGUUGGCGAGAAGAAAGACAACGAUUCUAAGUCACAAUCAAAGGACAAAAUUGCCGAAGUUGGUGCGAAUGCAAAGAAGCGCAAGGCGGCGAAGAUUAUCAGUGAAGACCAGAGCGAGAGCAAGGGGGAAGAAGAGACAGCUGUGAAAAAGCCGGAUGCUAAACCUGCGAAGAAGCCCAAGAAGAAGGCCAAAGCUGUCAAGCUUACGUUUGGCGAAGAUGAAGGUUGAAGACAGUCGAAUUGUCCAGCUUGGAUUGUGCAGUUUACCAUCCGACCGUUCGCAGAUAGCGACAUGUACCCAGUCUAAACACGAGGCGGCAACAACAGGGGAAAAGUUCCCCUUCACGUCCCCAGCGCUUCGCUUCCAUGGAUACAGAAAUUGGUCGUAGACGAAGAACGACAGUGGCGCGAUGCAAGUAACAUGGAACAGAAGUGCGAUAUUUAGCUAUGUCGUGUGUAGAAUGAGUGUUCAUGCAGGAUGGGAGAUUGUAUGGAGGUAUGAAAUGUCAAGUACGACGGCCACGAAUUGCUACUUGUGCAGGAUGGAAGGGGCCACAAGUAGGCAUGCCUACUACUAAAGUUGGCAUCACAAUAUCAAUCACAAUAGUACAUGAACAGUUUUCAGUAGUCUGGAACC